Molecule: messenger RNA, 3819 nt
Organism: Cladophialophora yegresii CBS 114405
Lineage: Eukaryota; Fungi; Ascomycota; Eurotiomycetes; Chaetothyriales; Herpotrichiellaceae
Exons: 2
Coding region: 1-3819 (1272 amino acids)
Cellular component (GO): Golgi apparatus
Source: RefSeq, a predicted model, not a curated record
AUGUUUCAGCGCCUCAAAGGCGCCAUAGACAGUCGCAUAGCGGAAGAACAAGCACGACAACGACAGGCUGCAUUAAGUGCCCAACAAGCCCCAAGGACCCCAGCCAGACGCCGCCCACAAACACAGGAUGGAGGCAGCCAAAGGACUGCGUCUCGGCGGAGAGACCAACAAGCCAGCGGCUCGACCGAGAAGGGACCAGACCCAUCCGAGUUCGAACCGGAAUUCGCUAUUGGGACGGACGAGAGUGCAGUACCGAGUCGGGUAGCUACUCCGCAACCAGAGGCUUUGGACAAAGAGAAAGACCAGGAGAAGGAGAAAGAACUACCGGCACCCGAAGAUGGGCAGCUCACGCCUAACGUCACGGAGGCCGCUGACAGCAAAGUGUCAGAGACAAAUGGCACGACCAACCCUACCGCAGGCCAUCUACGACCGCAAGACCUCCCUACUGACGUCCGUGUGCGACUGCGCAAGCUGGACCGCAUGGAGUCGAAAUAUGCAGACCUCCUCAAAGCAUACCGAGUGGCCCAUGCACGAGUCCAAGCUGUUGAAUCCUUCGAGGCCUCCCUACGCGAGAAUACGCCCCUGACGAGUAUCAAUGACCCCAAUGCUCUGGUAGAGUAUCUGAACCAGAUCAACUUGAAGACCGACAUGGUUGUGGAUGAGUUAAAGCGCGUUACGGCUGACAGGGACGACUACAAGAAGAAAUUCCAGGCCUCCGAGGAGGAGGCGAAGAGGCUAGUGGAAGAAGUGGCCGAACAGAAAAAGAAGCUAGAGGCGAUGAACCAUCAGAGGCUAUCUGAAAAUGAGAAAGGUACGACAGUGGGUAGCUCGCCGGCCUCGGCGGCAGGGGAUGACCCGACGGUGAAGGAAGUGAAGGAGGCCGCAGAGUCCGAACAAGUAAAGUCACCUUCAAGCACGACUUCCCGCAUCGCAAGUUUCUCUCUCUUCUCCCCUCGUCAGAAACCAUUGUCCUCGCCACCACCGAAGGACACAACAGAGGAAUUCUUCUCGUACGAAACUGAGCAGUCGAAAAUGGAGACCGAGUUGCAAGAGCGUCAAGCUGAAGUGGAAGAUCUGAAAAAACAAGUCACCAAUCUGAAGGGAGAUCUCCAGGUCGCUCGUGAAUCGACCGAAAGCAUGGUCGAGAGCUUAGAGACCGCUACCCGCGAACUCCAUUCCCUUCGAGAUGCGAAGGACAAGUUUGACGAGAGCAAGACUGACUUACAGAAGCGAAUUGAUGAACUCGAGACUUUGGCCGCCUCAAAUACUUCGCGUACGGGCGAGGUGGAGAAAGAGCUUGAAAGCUUGAAGUCGGAAAAGGAUGAAGCAGUUUCGCAACUGCUAAGCCUUGAAAGCCGCAUCAAAGAGCUCGACGCGCAUAAUACCGAGCUCAAACAGCAGAUUGAGACGAUGGAGAGAGAUACAAAGAUACUGAGCGAGAAGCUGGCACAGAAGGAUUCUAUCGUCAAAGACCUUGAGAAUACGUUAGCCAUGUACAAGUCAGCGGAACGGCAGGAAGCAGCCAAGGAGCAAGACGGUCAGUCCAGUGAGAAGAAACUCGCCACCAUGCAGGGAAUCAUGAAUACCCUGCGUGGUCAACUCGACAAAGCCGAGAGGACAGUCUCCGAACUGAAGACCGAGAUCAAGUUCAACCAGGAGGAGUACUUGAGCCGACCUUCCACUAAAGUCCUUGGAUUUUUAGACGAGAACACGAGAUCGAAGCUUGAUACCCUGGAAUCGCGUGAAGAGGUCGUCAAGUAUCUCUCAGACAACUUCGGCUUGCAAAGAACGUCUUCAUUAGCCGCACUCCCGCCACAAGCGGCAACGCCCUCCCAAGCACCGUCGGAAGCCGGCACUGGAGGCUCGAAAAAGAAGAACAAGAAAAAGAGGAAGGGCAAGGGACCGCAACAGGCUGCCGAGGACGCGAUGGGAGCUGAUGCACCAGUCAAAGUAUCCGAGAAUCUCGCCGAAGUAGAAGACGCAGAGCCCGCUGUAAACGACAAAUCCUCCAGCGAUCAAAUCUACCAGCUUGAAGAAGAGAUCUCCGAGCUGAGAGCAGAGCUGCAAACCAAGGCUGAGGGUGUCGAGCGACUCUCUCAAAGACUGAAAGACCAGGAGGAGCUGAAAGAAGAAAUCGAGACUUUGCGCGACGAUCUUUUGCACCAAGGCGAAGAGCAUGUCAAAGCCCGAGACGCAUUGAAAGAGGCACAAACACAAAAGAACGCUUUGCAAGACUCUGUGGAUAGGCUUGAAAAAGAGCUAACUGAGACACGCGCGGCAGUUGCCAGUGCUGCUGACCGGGAGAAAGCGAACAAGGAGAUCGUUGGGCAAUACGACGAGCUCAAGAUCAAAUGCUCAACGCUCGAGAAAGAUCUUGCAGCAUCCGAGCAGCUCGCAGCAGGCAGAUUCAAAGAUAUCACCGACCUCAAGGAAUUACUCGCCAAAGCCCAACCCGAAUUGCGUAAUCUUCGGAAUGAAGUCGUCGAACUCAAGACCACCAAAGACGACUUGAAGAACAAGAUCGGCGAGCUCAAUCGUCUGGAAGCCCGCUACGAGGAUAUCAAAGCCGAGCUUAAAGGCCUCAGCAAGCGUCUCGGCGACAAGGACCAGGAAAUCAAAGAACUAAAUCAAAAGAUUGAGCAAGAAACCACCACGCGAACCAAGUUAGAAAAGGACCUCGAAAAAGCACAACUCGACCUGCAGACCUCCGAAACACGCCGUCAGGAGGCGGCCACAUAUUCCUCCCAACUUGAAAAAGACCUCGCACGCGCAAAAGAAGAAUCGACAACGCUCCGCGCCAAGCUCCGGGAUUUGGACGCCCAGCUGUCCAACAAUCAUCGCGACUUAACCUCCCUGCGAGAAGAGCUAAGUCUCAAAACAGCCCUGCAUACCUCCUCCCAGGCGCUUGUCUCGUCCCUGCGCGACCAGACCCACGAACUGAACUUGCAAGCCCGUGAAGCAUCCAGUCGUGCCGAUAACCUUGAAGAGGAACUCGCCGAAGCGCAACGCAUGUUAAGCGAGAGAACGAGGGAAGGCCAGACGAUGCGGAUGCUCUUGGAUCAGUCCUCAAGUGGCACCGAGGUGAGGAUUAGAGAAAUGAAAGAACGAAUGAAGAAGGCGAUUGAAGAACGGGACCGAGUCGAGGAUGAAGCGAACGUUGCGCAGAGAAGGAUGAUGAGGGAGGUAGAAGAGGCAAGAGGAAAAGCGAGGGAUGCACAACGGGCCAUGAAACUGGUGGAAGAUGAAAAGGAAGGACUCGAGAACCGGCUUAAGGAGUGGAAGAGACGGAGGGAUGAGCUUGAAGAGGUCUCCACGCGUGCCUCGAAAGAAGUCGAGGAAGUUAAAGCCGCGAUGACGGGUCUUCGGGAGGCCCUGGAUGAGAGUGAACGCCAAGUGAGGGAGCUUGACGCCCAAAAGGCAGAGUUACGGCGCAUAAGCGAUGAGGCGAAGGAGCGGGUUGAAAAGCUGACCAAGGCGAACAAGAACCUCACGGAAGAGCUGAAGAACGCGCAGGCAAUAUUACCUGGACGGCCUGGUCUAGGUAAAGUCGACUCGAAUGCGCCAAGUUCACGGACAUCAAUCGAUUCUACGCAUGUAAACGCGCGGUCUCCAGCUCCGAAAGAAAGAGGCCUACCCACCACGACCAGUCGUAGCGAGACACCUACAACUGCUGCAGGACAAACCGCGGGACUCAGUCAAGGUACCGUUGACUAUGUGUACCUGAAGAACGUGCUCCUGCAAUUUUUGGAGCAGAAGGAUAAAGGCCACCAGCGGCAGUUGAUCCCCGUGCUGGGGAUGUUGUUGCACUUUGACCGGUGA